AAAAAAACUAAACUUGGGGGCGAAGGAGGGGGACUUUUUCUUUUAGUUAACAUGUAUUUUUUCCAACAAAAAAAAAAAGAAAAAAGAAAAUUCUCUUCGGCUCUUAUCAAUUAUCAUCUUCCUCGACGAGCCAUCCCUGAAAUCGAUCAGCGGGAGCUCCAUUUAUGUGAUGCAUCAGAAGAAAUCGGAAGCUCAGAUCGGAAAAGAAAGCAGCGGCGUCUCUUCCGAUUUCAACCCUUCUCCCCCUCUUCUUUUCUUCCCUCAGAUCGUAUCUCACCAUCAUCAUCACCACCACCGUGAUCGCUCUUCCUCGGCCGCCCCUUUCAAGCGUCCUCUCCUUACCCACCGCUCCUCUCCUUUUUCCUCUUCGCCAUCAUCUUCCCGGUUGCUCUGGCUCAAAUCCUAUCUCUCCCGCUCUCUCCGCCGCUUCCCUCUCUUUUGCUUUCUCCUCCCUCUCUCUUACUUCCUCCUCUCCCACCCCGCUCGACCCUUCCUCGUCGAUUUCCUCUCCGCCUUUGUUUUCUCCGCCGCCCUUCUGUUCUCCCUAAACCUCGCCCUCCCUCGCCUUCCUUCCAUCCGCUUGUUCCUCGCACGCUCCUUACCCUCUCCGUCGAGGACCCCUUUACCGGUUUUCUGGUCCAUCGGGUCUCGACCUAAAUCUGAUAGGAGGGGAAGCUCCGGGUGCUGGGUGCAGGUCUACAGCAACGGAGACGUCUACGAAGGAGAGUACCACAAGGGCAAGUGCUCCGGUAGCGGCGUCUAUUACUAUUACAUGAGCGGCAGGUAUGAAGGUGAUUGGGUUGAUGGCAAGUACGAUGGUUAUGGGGUAGAGACCUGGGCCAGAGGCAGCCGAUUUAGGGGCCAGUACAGGCAGGGUCUUCGCCACGGAUAUGGGGUUUACAGAUUCUAUACCGGAGACAUGUUCUCCGGCGAGUGGACCAGCGGACAGAGCCACGGUUGCGGAGUUCACACCUGCGAAGACGGAAGUCGCUAUGUUGGCGAAUUCAAGUGGGGAGUCAAGCAUGGUCUUGGUCACUACCACUUCAGGAAUGGGGACGUAUACGCAGGAGAAUACUUUGCUGACAAGAUGCAUGGAUUUGGGGUCUAUGGGUUUGCAAAUGGUCACCGAUACGAAGGAGCUUGGCAUGAAGGUAGACGACAAGGGCUGGGAAUGUAUACAUUCAGAAAUGGAGAAACGCAGUCGGGACAUUGGCAAAAUGGGGUCCUCGACAUUCCAAGUACACAAAAUACUUCCUGUCCGGUAUGUCCUGUUGCAGUCAACCACUCCAAAGUUCUAAAUGCAGUCCAGGAGGCACGGAGAGCAGCGGAGAAGGCUUAUGAUGUAGACAAGGUUGAUGAGAGAGUUAACAGAGCGGUUGCAGCCGCCAAUAGGGCAGCCAAUGCUGCAAGAGUGGUGGCCGUCAGAGCUGCGCAAAAACAAUCUAAAAACAUGGACAACUUCGCGAUUCCUCUUGUGUGAACCGAUUCUAGUACAUAGGCGAAAGAAGCAGCAGCAAUCAUGUUGACAAGUAUCAACUUUGCCUGCAAGGUCUGGCCUAAUCUGCCUUCGGAUCUUCACUCAGCGGCUGCAUGGAUCAGUUUGGCUCGGUCUCCAUCAAGUCCCCAAGCAAUUUCCGUCAUCAAUCUUAUCUUCCUAUCCGCCAUUUAUCUUGUGCAGAAGGAGAUGAAUGCUCGUAUCUUCUCAGCCAUCUCACUUCUCCUGAUGGCAUCUGCUCCGCCCUUGAUCGUCUCGUUCGAGACCGGUUGCUCUCGUUCCCAGCAAGGUCCAUCUCCUCUUUCUCGUUGAGUUCUAUUUCUCUUGUUUCAUUCAGGCCUCCCCGAGUCUAUGUCCUUUGCUCCAGUUCUUGUAUUCGUUGUUUUAGUUUCUAUUAUGCUUUGUAAUAACAAUGUAUAAUUCUAAAAAUUGGUAUGAAAAUUAACAUUUACAGCAAAAAAACAGAUAGUCAUUCGACGAAAAUGGGUUGG
This is a messenger RNA of Thlaspi arvense, 1986 nucleotides long. Lineage: Eukaryota; Viridiplantae; Streptophyta; Magnoliopsida; Brassicales; Brassicaceae. The record is from the annotation of a GenBank genome assembly.